AUGGCAACAAGUACUGUUAAUGUUCUAGGUUCACAUCCGAGUCCAUUUGUAAAUCGAGUUUUAAUUGCCCUCAAUGUUAAGUCUGUGGACUAUGAACUUUUACAAGAAGACAUGUCCAAUAAAAGUGAGCUUCUCCUUAAAUCCAACCCUGUUCUUAAGAAAAUCCCAGUUCUCAUUCAUGAUGACAAGCCUAUUUGUGAGUCCUUAGUCAUUGUCCAAUACAUCGAUGAGACAUGGACUAAUGGCCCCUCCAUUCUACCUUCUGAUCCCCUUGACCGUGCCAUCGCCAGGUUUUGGGCUGCCUACGUAGAUGACAAGUGGUUACCUUUGAUGUCAGAGCUUGGGAAAGCACAAGGAGAGGAGGCAAAAUCAGAAGUACAAGACAAACUAAUAGAAGCACUUCUACCUUUAGAAGAGGCAUUUGUUAAGUGUAGCAACGGGAAAUCUUUUUUUGGUGGAUACAAUAUUGGUUACGUAGACAUUGCUUUGGGAUGCAUUUUGGGUUGGAUAAAGGCAAUAAAAAUUAUGUUUGGAGUAGAGAUUUUUGACGUAACAAAGACCCCUGGUUUGAUUAAUUGGGCUGAUAGGUUCUUGGAAGACAAAGCUGUUAAGGAUGUCAUUUUGAAGCCAGAGGAACUUGUUGAGAUACUCAAGGUAUAUUUGGCCAAAAGACAAGUUGCUAAUGCAAAUUAAG
Messenger RNA from Lycium barbarum (goji berry), 694 nucleotides. Its product is annotated as glutathione S-transferase U17-like. Gene Ontology annotation, biological process: glutathione metabolic process. Lineage: Eukaryota; Viridiplantae; Streptophyta; Magnoliopsida; Solanales; Solanaceae. Gene Ontology annotation, cellular component: cytoplasm. The transcript has 2 exons. The record is from RefSeq and is a predicted model, not a curated record. Gene Ontology annotation, molecular function: glutathione transferase activity. The coding region runs from base 1 to 693 and encodes 230 amino acids.